Puntigrus tetrazona (Sumatra barb) is the source of this 3389-nucleotide messenger RNA. RefSeq names its product p53-induced death domain protein 1 (gene pidd1). The coding region runs from base 29 to 2839 and encodes 936 amino acids. Gene Ontology annotation, biological process: signal transduction; apoptotic process; DNA damage response. Gene Ontology annotation, molecular function: protein binding. The transcript is spliced from 15 exons. The record is from RefSeq and is a predicted model, not a curated record. Lineage: Eukaryota; Metazoa; Chordata; Actinopteri; Cypriniformes; Cyprinidae.
GAGCUGAAGAAAAUAAAAAAAGGAAUAGAUGGAGAGAGCGGAGAACAAACGGGCAGAGGAGGAAGUGUGGCUGGCCACAUCUGAUAGAGAAAGAGAAGGAGGAGAACAUAUUGGGGAUUUUUCAGCUGAAAGAGGAGCUAUGAUGGGGACAGAUUUGGGUCCGAUUGUAGCAACUUGUUUUAGGAACUUACAGUUGGAGGAAAGUCCACCAUCCUCUGACCGCACGGACACCUGGGCCCCGUCCAUCUUGUCGUCCUCUUCCUCCUCCCUGCCCUGUCUCUCUCCUCCUCUUCCUCCGUCGGUGGGGCUGGAUGGCGUGCUGUCAGAGGGGCGGCUGGUUCUGGACGUGUAUCGGGGCGGAGGAGAGCUUCUGCCUGUGUUCUGGGAGUAUGUUCAGGAGAGGAUGAGAGGCCUGCAGUACCUCAGACUGGGAUCAGAGGACGAGGGGGCGCUAGAGAGAGCACUGAGUGUCCUGCCCCGACUCACACAGCUGCGCUCUCUGACUAUCAGAGGACACCGUUUCCAUGACCCUCAGGGUGACCCUCUCCCCGGCCUGCUCUCCUCUCUCCCCGACUCCGUCUCCUCUCUGUCUCUCCUCGUUCACCUUGACCUCUCCUUCAACCGUCUCUCCUCUCUUCCUCCGUGUCUUCUGUCUCUCCCCCAUCUAUCAGAUCUUGUGCUGUGUCAUAAUCAUCUGCCGGGUCUGCCGGAGGGUCUGGGAGCGCUGGGGUCCCUGCGGCGGGUGAGUGUGCUGGGGAACAGGCUGGCGGCUCUGCCCCGAGGCGUGGGCCUCCUCUGCAGGCUGGAGGAGCUGGACGUGUCCUUCAACCAGCUGGAGAGACUUCCAGAUGAACUCGGCCAACUACAGAACUUACAGAAACUAGAGCUGUCAAAUAACAGGCUCCGAUCGCUGCCGGAGACCCUGGGGUCUCUCCGCUCUCUGAGGCAGCUAGUAAUCCAAAGUAAUGAUCUGAGGAGUGUUCCUGAAUGUUUGCGCUCCCUCCCGCUGCUCGACAAACUGGACUUGAGGAACAACCCGCUGGAUCGACCGCCGACACCCCCCCUGAUCGCCCACGUGACCCCAGUCCUGGAAGAAUCGGAGAUCCCAGAGCUGCAUCUCGGAUCUCAUCAGCGCAGUUUUCAGGUAUCACCUGCUGGCUGUCACGUGUUUCUUCCUGGAGGGGCGGAGCUCUUGUUUCCACGGAGAUGUGUAAACACAGUCACACGACUCCAGUGGGCGGACAGGAGACCCGACAGAAAGUGGGUGUGGCUAGAGGAGCACGACAUCCUCUUGAGUCGACGGCUGGAGCUCCGCCCACAUGGAGCCACAUUUGAGAAGCCAGUAGAGGUGUGUAUUCCAUAUCGCAAAGCACGGAAAGGUGAUGUAGCGGUUCGCAGGUUUGACGGUCGGUCUUGGACGACGCUACCUACCCUGACGAGGAGGGGAAGUGAGAAACACAGCUGCAGGCCGAGGGGACUCCCAGCUCGGUUGGCCUGCUGCAGUGUGUCUCAGUUCUCGUGGUUUGUGGCCGUCUCGCGUCCUUUCCUGGACAGUUGUUCUGUGUCUCCAGACGGGGCUCUGCUGGUGUCUCAGUUUCACCCCGGGAUCAAACUCACUUUCCCUCCGGAGUGCACAGCAGAGACACGUACAGUCACAAUGCAGGUCCUGCAGGUGGCGCUGUCUGAGGUGCUGGAUCUGACCGGAGACCCUCGGGCGAGCGCCAGCCCACUGCUGUGCCUCUCUCAAACUCCCAGCAUGCACUUUCUCAAGCCAAUCAGAGUGCAGAUUCCUCUUCCACCUGGAGUGACCGGACACAUGGUGGACAUGUCCCGUUUGCACCUGAUGCACGGCGACCCCACGGCCCACACCUGGACAGACAUCACCGAUCAGGUGUCGCUUAACGUCACGCAUAUCUAUGCUUUUUUCUUCAUCACACACUUCUCAUGGUACUGGUUGUGGUACACCACACACAGGUGUGUUAGUGGGGUCGUCAGGAAGAUGUACCACCGCUUGAAACAGUUCCGGGUUCGAUUUCUGGCGCUUCAGAGAAAAAAUGACCCAGCGCAGGUUCUGCUGCAGUGCCUGCCUUCGGAUAAGGCUGAAAGCAGGUUGGAGUCUCUGUCGGAGCAGUAUGAAGGCCCUCAGCCGUCUGAGUUGUGCGUCCUGCUGGAAGGAGAGCAGUUUUUUGCUGGUUUUGAGAGAGGCAUUGACGUAAACGCAGACCGCCCUGACUGUAAAGAAGGCAGACUUUCAUUCACCUUUUACUCUCACCUGAAGAACAUUAAAGAGGUGCACGUGUGCCCGACCCGGCCACAGCAGGGAGCGGUGAGGGGACAGGUGUCAUUUUACCGCGGUGACGUGCCCAUUGAUCUUCCAGAGGAAGUGGCGAGUAAAAGAAAAGGUCAUGACGACCAGUGGAUGGCUACGCUUCCUCUCCGGAUUCCUAACGCAGACUGUGACGGGAGCGUCUCCGGCGAGCUGAACCUGGGCGACCCGGAGAGCGGCUAUCUGACACAGACCAACCUGCUGUCCAUCUCCUUGCGCAUCAACCAAGAGUGGCAGACCGUCGGCAUCAACCUGGGCAUCGGCUACGACCAGCUGGAACGCAUCCGGAACCAGCACAGGGACUUUGGGGCCCAGGUAUUGGCGAUGCUCUUUCAUUGGGCGAGAGAGCAGCAGGGGGCGGGGCCUGGGGCGGUGCAGCGGCUGACGAAAGCCCUGGAGGACAGUGGCAGGCGGGAUUUGGCGGAGGAAGUGGAGGACAUAGUGACUCUGGGCAAGAGGAAGUAUGAAGAAUCGCUAAAGAGAGUGGGACUGGAGACAGCUCAGCCCAGCUGACAACAUCAUGACGUAUGAACUCCCACCAGCAGACUCUCGUCUCGCGGGACAGUCACUGUCCCUCUGAAUGAUGUCUUCGUUAGAUGUCUGCCUCUCUCUGCAGAUGUAUUUAUAGUGAGAGACAAUGCUGCACUUGUACGCUGUGCCAGAUGAGCCGAAUGUGUUCGUUACAUUUCUUUUUAAGCACAUUUUAAACAAGAAACGAUCAAAAAAUAAUAAUUUAUGUGGGUAGAUACCACUCAAAAAAAGGUCAUGUUUUACCAUAAAAUCAAAUACAAAUGUGAUUCAUUUAACUUAAAUGCAAUAAAUAUACAUUUUGCCUGAAGGAAAAUUAAGCUAUUUUGUGACAAGCACAUUUUAUCCGCCCUUUCUCAUUACACAAACGUUUCCCAUUUUUAUUUAUUUAUUUAUUUUUAUUAAAAUUGUGCGUGCGUACACACACAUUUAAUCAUUAAAUGUAAAUAUAUCAAAUUAAAUUAUUGUAUAAAGCUUACUUACAUAGCAACAAUACUGUCGUACUUUUGGUUUGAAAUAAAAACAUUAAACAGUG